CUAUGGACCUUCGCGAUGCCUGGUUGGUUGUCUUCCCACAUAUAAAUAUACUUUUAUCCUUUAUCCACAAACAGUCAAAUACACUGCAAAUCAAACGCCAUUGAAUUGUGAGCAUGAUGAGUUGAGUACAUAUAUAGGAGCCAGAAACAGCAACAUAGAAGAUGGAACCAGAAACAUCUUCAAGGCUUGUUUUGUUGCUCACUGUCAUGCUUCUGAACUUGGCUGUGGGAGCUCUCAGUACUGCAGAUAACUAUAGCAGAUCUGACUUCCCACUUGACUUUAUCUUUGGUUCAGGCACAGCUGCUUACCAGGUGGAAGGUGCUGCUAAUGAAGAUGGAAGAACUCCUAGCAUCUGGGAUACAUUUGCUUAUGCUGGGUAUGCGCAUGGAGAAAAUGGAGAUGUAGCUUGUGAUGGUUACCACAAAUAUAAGGAAGAUGUGCAGCUCAUGGUGGAAACAGGCCUUGAUGCCUAUAGAUUUUCCAUUUCUUGGUCAAGGCUGAUACCAAAUGGUAGAGGGCCUGUCAAUCCCAAAGGAUUACAGUACUACAACAAUCUCAUCAAUGAACUCAUCGCCAAUGGAAUCCAACCACAUGUCACACUGCACAACUUUGAUUUUCCACAGGCACUUGAAGAUGAAUAUGAAGGAUGGGUCAGUCGUGACAUCAUAAGAGACUUCACAGACUAUGCGGAUGUGUGUUUUAGAGAGUUUGGUGAUAGAGUCUUGUACUGGACUACUGUGAAUGAGCCCAAUGUGUUCGCGUUGGGUGGUUAUGAUCAGGGAAAUGCCCCACCUCGUCGCUGUUCUGCCCCAUUUUGUGCUCCAAGUAACAGCACUAAGGGCAACUCAACAUAUGAGCCCUACUUGGUAGUUCAUCAUAUUUUGUUAGCUCAUUCUUCAGCUGCGAGAUUAUACAAGAGGAAAUAUAAGGACCAACAACAUGGAUUUGUUGGUAUCACUGUCUACACUUUUGGGUGUUCCCCUUUAACAAAUACAGAAGAAGACAGGGUAGCAGCUCAAAGAGUCCGAGACUUCAUGGUUGGUUGGAUUAUGGAACCCUUGAUGCAUGGAGACUAUCCCAUUUCCAUGAAGAGAAAUGCAGGGGCAAGAAUUCCAGCCUUCACAAGUCAUGAAUCAGAACAGGUUAAGGGUUCAUCUGACUUUAUAGGUGUAAUUCACUAUACCAAUGUUAUUAUUACAGACAAUUCUGAGGUCCUGAACAUCAAACUGAGAGAUUACAGUACAGACAUGGCUGCAAAGAUCCAGGGACUUGACCUGCUUGGAAAUGAAGAGUACCCUUUAACUCCAUGGGGUUUACGCGAAGAACUCAAUAAAUUCAAGGUCCUUUAUGGCAAUCCUCCACUGUUCGUUUAUGAAAAUGGUCAACGGACAGCAAGCAAUUCGUCACUUCAUGACUUGUCAAGGGUAAAAUACUUGCAUGGAUACAUUGGUGCCACACUUGAUGCCUUGAGAAAUGGAUCAAACAUAAAGGGGUAUAUUGCAUGGUCCUUCAUGGAUGUGUUUGAGCUGCUUGAUGGAUACAAAUCAAGCUUUGGCCUCUACUAUGUUGAUAGGGAUGAUCCAGAGUUGAAGAGAUACCCAAAGCUCUCAGCGAAAUGGUACAGACAGUUUUUGAAGGAUAGAAGCACCUAUAUAGUUGGAGGAGAUAUUGAACUAAAGCAGGAACCAUCACACGUUUUUGUUGGCCACAUUGAUUAGUAAUCUUCCUAGUCAUGAUUACUUUCCCAAUUUGCCUUCUCUGAAGAUAUAUGAAAUAAGAAUUUAUUUGAAGAAAGUCAAGCAACCUGGGCAAGUGUUUACUCUGAUUGAAAAGAGUGAGAGGCUGUAGAGUGUAGUGCUGCAGUGUGUAUGCACAACAAUAUACAAAUGGCUGUGUCAUGCCAUAUAAAAUAAGGAUAGCCGACCUUUGCUUAUGACAUAAAGAAUUUUGUAAAAUAAGUGUUCCAGUUAAAUAAGUUUUUACUUUUUAGUCCUUA
Molecule: messenger RNA, 1996 nt
Organism: Lotus japonicus
Lineage: Eukaryota; Viridiplantae; Streptophyta; Magnoliopsida; Fabales; Fabaceae
Product: hydroxyisourate hydrolase-like
Exons: 13
Coding region: 162-1718 (518 amino acids)
Biological process (GO): carbohydrate metabolic process
Molecular function (GO): beta-glucosidase activity
Source: RefSeq, a predicted model, not a curated record